GUGACUAACUUCACGAGUGAGAUAAGUCCUUCGUGAGAAAGGAAAAGUUUUAUCCUCCAUGGCUGAUAAUCUUCCUCCCCGAGCAGAUGACGUCGCUCAGCAAGCACAUAACGGCUUUGGACCACUUUCCGAGCUUCGUGGCAAUAUUGCUACGAUCACAUCAACGAUCGUGGUUGUGAUUAGUAGUGCGAUACUUUUGUUCGCAGUGAAGGAGAACGAAAAGAGGGAAGGGAUUCAUUUUCUGGUGUUUACAACAGCCUUGCUUACCUUGAGUGUCGUUCUCGGAGAAAUAGUACGACGAUUGUGCUUAGUGUCUGAAGAGAUUAAACACAAGCACGCGAGAUAUCGAGGAAACUGGAAGGCUGUUCUCAAGACGACUUUCACUUUCGAAAAUUUCGGGAGUGUUUUGGUCGUCGCCAUCGCUUCCGCUCUGACAUUGUGUUUUGUGCUGUAUGAACAAUACGAAAUUUUCUCUAGUCCAGGUUUCUCCAUCUUGUUUUUCCUGAACUGUCUCGUGGUUCCGCAGUUGUCGUUCCUUGUGGGCCUUCGACAGCUCUCUCCUGUAGAGACAUCAGAUUUGAACGAAAAAGAAAACAAGAAUGUGGCGGAUGGGCUGGCUUGGAGCUACUACUUUGGUUAUCUGAAGCUGGUGCUGCCAAGACUGGGAUAUCGUAUUUCCGAAUCGGACGAAUUUCGUCAUAAGAUUACAGACGAAAAGCUUUUCAUUUUACUUCCAAAAACGUGCUAUACAUUUAAAGAAAUCUUCAAAGCAGAUGACAGGGUAAAAUGGGCCGGCAAACUCCCCGCGAGUAAAAUUAACAGGGCUGGAAUUUUGGAGAGAAGUUACCAGCAUGCGGUACACCGCAUAGAGAUGCCCCGCCCAGAUGGAACAGUGGAUGAGUACCACUUUGUCCUGGAGUACGCAACGCCUCUUAUGUCCCUGUACGAAAUGUCUAGUCAUGCAAAGGCCCCCUUGAGUGGUCCAGAGCGGGAUAAUCAGGUGAACAAGUGUGAUCUGUUGUGUGAUUUUAGAUAUAUGAUGACAAAUAUUAAUUUUGUUCUUAGAAUUUCUUUUGGAGGUAACUUUUUAAAUACAAAUUUUGUGAGCGAUUGUUGUAGCUUAACCCUUUAACUCCCAAGAUCUGAUUGUAUAUUCCUCCUUCUAGCUUAAACACAUUUCCUUGUAAAUUAGUAACAAGAAUUUGGCAUUAAAUCAAGAUAACAACUUCUACCUGAUAAGUUUGAGUAUUCUCAUUAACUGUUUGCUGGAUAAUUUAUGAAUAUUAUAUGGAGAAGUUACGGGUUAAUCACUACUGAGAGCUGAAGAGUUAAGCUGAUGCUUACACCAACUGAAACUAUUUUCGUUGUAACCUAGGUGGUGUUAUUCAUCCGCAAGCUGAGGGAAAUUCUGGAUGACUCUGACGAAUGCAGAGGAAAGUAUGAAUUGGUUCCAAUUUCAGGAAAUGACACAAACAAGAUUGCGGAUGUCCUUGUGGGAAUGCACAGUGCGAGCAACAUAGAUUUAGAAGACGAGACUGAUGAGCAAACAAGGCAAUAGAGCAGAUAAGUGACUGCUGCUCCUCAGCAGCAGUAUGGAUGAUGAAGGAACUCUGUUACACAUUACACAUGUAUAGAGCUGUGUUUCUGAGUGUAAAAAAAUACAGUGUCAGAGAUGUUUGAUCCUGAUCUUAAAGGGGGGGUAAAAGACCUUUUUUUAAAAGGGCACAGAUGUUCAUUAGAAAUUUUGAUCCAAGUCUUGUGGCUCAACCUUUUAUUUCACUCAUAAAAGAUACCAAUUGAUGUUGGUUGAGGAUGCAAAUAUUGUUUUUUAGCAAAGGGACAGUCCUCAUUGGGUUUCAUGCAGGAAUAUUUCACACUUCACAAAUUUAUAAAGGAAAACUUCAAAUCUCACUACAUCAUUCCUUUCUGUAAAAUUCAGGCAUAACAUUAAUUUUGGGUUUUAUAAUUAUGCAUCAACUGUAAACUCUCUUUACAAAGUUUAAUUAAACUGAAACAGCCUAACACUUUAUCUCAUGCAAUCCCAAAAGAUACCAAAUUAAGGCAGCUGAAAAUAUCACUUUUUGUUAUGGUGUACACUCUGAGAGGCCAAAUGUAACAAUAUGUGCUCCAAUCCUUUCCUGGGCUUGAUAGCUCAAGGCUUUGAGUUGUUUUGAAUUCUUUAACCUCUGACAUCUCACACAUUUAUGUUGAUUGUGUGGUGAAAACAUUCAAAGGCACAGCCUUUCAUUUGUGUAAGUGGAGAAGUUUAUAGUCUAAUUUAAUUAACUCUUCCCUAUAGCCUAGCAGAUAACACAGUUUGUAAUGAGCCCUUUAUGGGAUAGUAAAGUAAACAUGAACAGAGAUUUAUAAAACAUGCUGAAUCAUUUAGUUUUUCUCAAUUAUCAUUUGUCUUUGCUUUGCUCUGUGAAAUACUUGAACUGAUGAUUGUUGUGCUCUUAAUCUGUAAACAUAUUAAUUAUCCCUUUACAUCUUUAUAUCAGUAUGCAUAUUCUUAAUACUAUUCUGAAUUGCACAUUUCCUUUGGUACUGACAAGGAGAAUCUGUGUUUCAAUCACAGCUUUUUAGUUUAGCAAU
This is a messenger RNA of Pocillopora meandrina, 2595 nucleotides long. NCBI's taxonomy places the organism in Eukaryota, Metazoa, Cnidaria, Anthozoa, Scleractinia, Pocilloporidae. The record is from the annotation of a GenBank genome assembly.